Messenger RNA from Ricinus communis (castor bean), 1581 nucleotides. RefSeq names its product benzyl alcohol O-benzoyltransferase-like. The transcript is spliced from 2 exons. The coding region runs from base 69 to 1442 and encodes 457 amino acids. The record is from RefSeq and is a predicted model, not a curated record. Lineage: Eukaryota; Viridiplantae; Streptophyta; Magnoliopsida; Malpighiales; Euphorbiaceae.
GGAAAGCAGCAAAAUAUCUAACACCGCCAUCCACUCAGUUUACUUCAGCAAACACUCAUUCUUCUCCCAUGAAUUCACCAACAAGCUCCAUCAGGUUCCAGGUCCACAGGCGUGAACCUGAACUAAUCGUCCCGGCCAAGCCCACCCCUUACGACUUCAAGCCAUUAUCGGACAUAGAUGACCAAGAAGGUCUUCGAUUCCAUAUUCCUGUCGUACAAAUUUAUAAACAUGACCCUUCAAUGCAAGGAAAAGACCCUGUUAAGGUGAUAAGCGAGGCGCUUGCUAAAGCGCUAGUGUUUUACUAUCCAUUUGCUGGUAGGCUCAGAGAAUGGCCUAACCGCAAGCUUGUAGUGGAAUGCACCAGCGAAGGGGUCUUGUUUAUUGAGGCUGAUGCUAAUGUUACUCUUGAACAAUGCGGAGAUGCACUUCAACCUCCUUUUCCCUUAUUGGAUGAGCUGCUCUUUGAUGUCCCUGGCUCUAGUGGUGUGAUUAAUUGUCCUUUGUUGCUUAUUCAGGUAACGCGCUUCAAGUGCGGCGGUUUUAUUUAUGCACUUCGACUCAAUCACACUAUGAGUGAUGGCCCUGGUCUAGUCCAAUUCCUGACGACAGUUGGAGAAAUGGCCCGUGGAGAACAAAACCCUUCAGUUCUUCCAGUAUGGGAAAGACAUGUCCUAAAUGCAAGAAACCCACCAAUUACAACAUGCACACAUCGCGAAUACGAUGAAAUUCCUGACAAUCAUAUAAUGAAUCCAUUUCCACUUGAUGAUUUGGAUGAACAAGCAUUUUUUUUUGGACCUACUGAAAUAUCAUCUUUUCGAAGAUAUGCCCCUUCUCAUCUCGGUGGCUGCUCCACUUUUGAAAUUCUAACCGCGUGUUUUUGGAAAUGUCGUACUAUUGCUCUUCAGCCAAACCCUACAACAGAAAUGAAAAUGAUUUUUGCUAACAAUGUACGCAACAAAUUUGAUCCUCCACUAGUACCAAAGGGGUAUUAUGGCAAUGGAUUUGUGCUUUCGACUGCGGUGACAACGGCUGAAAAACUCUUGAAAGAACCGGUAAGUUAUGCAAUAGAAUUAAUAAAAAAGGCUAAAGCAGACACGACUAGAGAGUAUGUUCAGUCAGUGGCAGAUACACUACUGAUCAAAGGUAGACCUCAUUUUACCACAGAAGAAGCAUACUUUAUGUCAGAUGUGAGACAUAUGGGAUUUAGAGAGGUGGAUUUCGGAUGGGGAAGAGCUACAUAUGCUGGUCCUAUCAAUUCUACUCCAAUGCAAUGUAGCUAUUAUUUACCAUUCGAAAAUGAGAAAAGAGAAAUUGGAUUCAUGUUGCCAAUUUGCUUGCCAGCACAAGCGAUGGAAAGAUUUGCAAAGGAGUUGAAAAUUCUAUUGCAAGACAAGCCAGUCAAUGGUGUGGUUAGUUCGUCGUUUAUACAAUCACCUUUGUAGUUAAAGUGCAAUGAAAUUAUAUGGAUGUUUAGGUAUCAAACUAGAUAUUUCAAAAAAUUAAUGUGCCUUAAAUCAUAAUUAAGAAGUAGUAUGAAUAUUUUGUUCCUGGAAGAGAUAUAUUGAGUUUAAAUUCUCAUUU